UAACCAUUGACCACAAAGUACAUGAAGUAAGAAAGGUAUAGGUUUCUAUUGAAAAUCGGAGGAAUUUCUGGAAUAAUGGCACCUCUUUCGGACGAAGAAGAGAAUUAUAUAAGAUUAGCCUUGUUAUUGAAAGGAGUGUCACCAAGAGCAGUCCGUACGUACUUUGACAAGGAAUUUCCGCCUACUUAUCUACCAUCAACGUUGAAUAAAAACUACAACACUCUAAAUGGCUUGUUUAAAAAGAGAAUUUUAAACCAAGCUCAGUGGAAUCUGUUGUUUCCAACAAAUGGUGUACCUGAUUCCAAAACUUUUGAUGUAACGUUGAUGAUUUGUUUGAUCAGAAACUUGACAUCUGUCACUCCUCCAAUCAAGGGAUUUGACUAUCUACCACUACCACGGGAGACAACUCCUGGUCCUGAUCUUGCCAGGAUUAAAUGGUACAGAAAUAUACUAGCUCAUCAUGAUAGUAACACUAUGGCAACAUGUUAUUUCAAUACAGCAUGGAGAAAUGUGGUAGAUGUAAGUACAUUCUUUAUAAAACAAUAA
Messenger RNA from Mytilus trossulus (common blue mussel), 546 nucleotides. RefSeq names its product E3 ubiquitin-protein ligase DZIP3-like. Lineage: Eukaryota; Metazoa; Mollusca; Bivalvia; Mytilida; Mytilidae. Bases 76 to 546 code for a protein of 156 amino acids. The record is from RefSeq and is a predicted model, not a curated record. The transcript is spliced from 2 exons.